UGCUAUUCCCAGCGGGUGGAGUCGCGAGCAGUCCAGUCCUUAUCAAUAGGCACUGCAGGUUAGCACGCUUGCCACCUCCUUCAGGGAGCAGAGUCCCUACCUAGCCUGACUGUGGAUCCAGUCGGAUUGGGUAGGUCCAGCCAUGGUUACUCUGGGCUUGGGGGUCGCCCAGGGUCCUGGAUGCCGCGCAGGACUCUGAGAGGGACACCGAGAUAGACACCUAACUCCGGAGAGGUCAGAACGCAAGAGUCGGAGGAGCAUGCCUGGCACCACAAGACCCGGGCUGUCGCCAGGGGGGCCACGGUCCCCGCUUCUGCUGCGGCUGCUGCUGCUCGCUAGCGCAGCGUACACCGGUGGAUCUCUGCCCCGAUUGUGUGAUGUGCGGCGAGUGCUGCUGGAGGAACAGGCCCAGUGCCUGCAGGAACUCUCCAGAGAGAAGAAAGGGGAUCUGGGCCUGGAGACAGUGUCAGCCAGUGCAUUCUCGCCGUCUGCUCCCGCACACACUGCUAACCAAGGCUGUGAGGGGCUUUGGGACAACAUGAGCUGCUGGCCCUCCUCAGCACCCACACAGACGGUGGAAGUGCCAUGUCCGAAGUUCCUCCAGAUGCUCACGAGCAAAAAUGGGUCUCUGUUCCGGAACUGCACACAGGAUGGCUGGUCAGAAACUUUCCCCAGGCCUGACCUGGCCUGUGGGCUCAACAUGAACGUCUCUUCUAAUGAGAAGCGGCAUGCAUACCUGCUGAAGCUCAAGGUCAUGUACACUGUAGGCUACAGCUCCUCCUUGGCCAUGCUCCUGGUCGCCCUCAGCAUCCUGUGCUCUUUCCGGAGGCUGCACUGCACCCGCAACUACAUCCACAUGCACCUGUUCGUGUCCUUCAUCCUGCGCGCCCUGUCCAACUUCAUCAAGGAUGCUGUACUCUUCCCCUCCGACGACGUCACCUACUGUGAUGCCCACAGGGUGGGCUGCAAGCUGGUCAUGAUCUUCUUCCAGUACUGCAUCAUGGCCAACUAUGCAUGGCUGCUGGUGGAGGGCCUCUACCUUCACACACUCCUUGCCAUCUCCUUCUUCUCAGAACGGAAGUGCCUGCAGGCGUUUGUGCUCCUCGGAUGGGGUUCUCCAGCCAUUUUUGUGGCUUCAUGGGCUAUCACCAGACUCUUUCUUGAAGACACUGGAUGCUGGGACAUCAACGCCAACACUUCCAUCUGGUGGGUCAUUCGAGGGCCUGUGAUUGUGUCCAUCCUGAUCAAUUUCAUCUUUUUUAUAAACAUUCUAAGAAUCCUGAUGAGAAAACUUAGAACCCAAGAAACAAGAGGAAAUGAAACAAACAAUUAUAAGCGCCUGGCCAAGUCCACCCUCCUGCUGAUCCCCCUGUUCGGCAUUCACUACAUCGUCUUUGCCUUCUCCCCAGAGGACGCCAUGGAGGUCCAGCUGUUCUUUGAACUGGCCCUGGGCUCCUUCCAGGCUGCGCCCUAUACCCUCCUCCGAGACGCUUCCCCACCAGAGCCUCUGCCAGCACCUGGUCCUGUUGCAUAUGUAACAAUGGGUUCACUAUGGCCCGUCCAGUGACUGUGGAGUUUGAGAUCCGGUCCAGAUCGUCGGAAGGACUUGGCCUAACCACCAAAGUGGGUAGUGAGUGUUCAGAAAGCUUGGGGGUCCUAGAGCUGCCUCUCCAUUGGAUAGGGAGUUCCUGUCCCCAGACCUGGGAAGACAAAAUUGAAGAAAGAAAACAAAACAAGAACACUUUCCUAAUGUCCCAUGGACUUGUGUAUGAAUGAAAAGAUCAUUAAAAACAUGUAAAUAGCUGGACUUGGUGGUCCGCAGGUGGACUCCUCAGCCCUUGGGCAGCAGAGUUGGGAAGAUAGCUUCAUGCUCUAGGCUAGUCUGGGCUACACUGCAAAUUCCAAGCCAGCCACUGACCUUCGAGAUGCUUAAUGAGAUCUUGUCCCCACAAAGUGUUCUAAUGUACAUAAAUAUAUAAAUAAAAUAUGUGUAUGUGCCCAUAUACAUGUAUGUAUAUUCACACAUAAACCUAUCAAACCACAUACCAAAGUGAGGAAAACAGCAGAAUGAAUCUGUAUCUAUCAACCAUCCUAAACAAUGUAGCAAGAUCCUGUCUCAAAAAAAAAAAAAAUGUGGAGAAAUGGCCUAGUGGUUAAGAGUUCUUGCUGUUCUUACAAAGGACCUGAGUUUGCUUCAGAGACUUCUAUCAGGUGACUCACGAUUGCCUGCUACAGUUCCAGGAAUGUUCUCUUCUGGCCUCCACAGGCACCUGAACACUUGUAGCAUACACAUUUACGCACACAUAUACAUAUGACCUCACAUAAAUCAAUCUUUAAGAAAAAAACAUAGGCACCUAUAACAGCAACAACAACAAAGCCUCCCCAGCAUUGUUCGUGUCUCAAGGGCAGAACACGUGCUUCGCAUGUCUGAGGCCGUGGAUUCCAGUCCUACCCCUUCUAAACAGCCUGAGGGCGCUGCUCGAUGAGUAAAUUGCUCACUGCACAAGUGUGAGGACCUGAGCCUGAAUCCCUGGCAACCAUUCAAACAGCUGGUGUGGCAAAGGCAGGUGGAUCCCUGGAGUUCAUUAGCCAGCCUAUCUAGCCUGUUCAGAGAGCCCUAGGUUCAAGGAGAAAUCCUGUCUCACAACUGAAAAACCCAAGUAAGGAUAAUGACUGGUGUGGACUUGUUGGCUCUAGGCCUCAUCAAACAGCACAUGCAUUUAUAUACAUGUAACAUGGGUGCGCAAGCACACAGACACACAGCCAAUAUUCCUGAGCACUGGUACAUAUUAAGCUCACUACAGAAGGGCAGGUUCAUUGUCCUUUGGGAUCCUUCAAUGCAGUAAGUAGCUAAAGGCAGAACCUGGUGGGACUAGGGAAGAGGAGCUGAGCCAGCCAAAGUUUUAAGCUGUAGAUGAAAGCCCCUAGGAGAGGAAGAUUAUCAGGACGGAGGUCAGGCCUUCGGGGAAGGUGGGAUGUGAGGUGGGCUCUAAGGGAGGAAGGGAGCAGGUGCUCCUGGGGUCAGUUGUUUUACUGUUACUUUGAUAAAACACCCUGCCAAGAGCAAUGUAAGGGAAGAAGGGGUUACCUCGCCUCAGAGUUCUAGGGUACAGUUCAUGAUGGUGGAGAAAUCUUGGCAGCAGGACCAGAGGCAGCUGGUGGCAUUAAUCUGUACCUCUGUCAGUACGUAGAGAGAGAUGAAUGCUGCUUGUCAGUUCACAUUGUCUACACUGGAUGGAAUACUGCUUCCCACGGUCUUCUCCCUUUGACUAACCUCAUCUAGAAAAUCCCUCACAGGUAUGCUCAGAGAUUUCCUCCUUGGUGAUUCUGGCCUCUGACAAGUUAACAGUCCCAACCAUCACACGUCAUUCACAGCUCUGCAGCAUUACAGACAGACAACCGCAGGCUGCCCAGCGACACUCUAGGGCCCUCACAAUGCCAUCCGGAAAACAGGAACUCUGAGGCAAGGUCCAGGGAGACUGGACCUCCAAGGCAGGAGGCAGGAGGCCUGGACCACAGAGCUGCGCCCGAUGGCUAACAGGCCUGUGUGUGCACAUGCUUUGCUCUUCCCACACAUCUGUUCUUCAGUAGGAACUGGUCAUCUUUCCUGUGAGCCCAGCAUCUCCUACAGUGUGACUGUGUCCCUCACAGUCGGAUGCAGGGGAGACAUACUUUAGGCCCUCCUGUCUGUGCUAUCCUAGAUGACCCUCUUUACCAUUCAGAGGAUCUGACGACCCUGCAGUCAGGGUCCAGUGUUUCCUACGCCAGGCCUUGGGAUUAAUAGGUGAAAAGGAUUUCUGGUUUGUGUUCAACAAGGUAGGUACAUCAGGGUACUGUGAGCUCCAAAGUAGGGAAUUCACCAGGCUGACAUGCAUGCACGUGUGCGUGUGCGUGUGCGUGUGCGUGUGUGUGUGUGUGUGUGAUGAGCAUACUCAGGCAGAGCAGGUGGGAGGGAUGAUCUGUGUUCAGUAACACAGCACAAGAACUAACA
Messenger RNA from Meriones unguiculatus (Mongolian gerbil), 3991 nucleotides. It is a transcript of the gene Sctr, whose product is annotated as secretin receptor. Gene Ontology annotation, biological process: cell surface receptor signaling pathway; adenylate cyclase-modulating G protein-coupled receptor signaling pathway; brain development. Gene Ontology annotation, cellular component: plasma membrane. The record is from RefSeq and is a predicted model, not a curated record. The transcript is spliced from 13 exons. Gene Ontology annotation, molecular function: G protein-coupled peptide receptor activity; peptide hormone binding; secretin receptor activity. The coding region runs from base 260 to 1567 and encodes 435 amino acids. NCBI's taxonomy places the organism in Eukaryota, Metazoa, Chordata, Mammalia, Rodentia, Muridae.